Messenger RNA from Purpureocillium takamizusanense, 1819 nucleotides. RefSeq names its product Bud site selection protein, Revert to axial protein 1 (gene RAX1). The record is from RefSeq and is a predicted model, not a curated record. The coding region runs from base 358 to 1446 and encodes 362 amino acids. Gene Ontology annotation, cellular component: plasma membrane. NCBI's taxonomy places the organism in Eukaryota, Fungi, Ascomycota, Sordariomycetes, Hypocreales, Ophiocordycipitaceae. Gene Ontology annotation, biological process: intracellular protein localization. The transcript is spliced from 3 exons.
GCCUAAUCUGUUUACGAGCAACUGUCUACGGCCUCAUAACAGCCGACUGCAUUCCAACCGCUGCCGCGGACGACCUGAUCCUACAAGCCCUCUGCGCAGUGCUGCCGCUCGUUUUUGCAUCGUCGCAGCCAACUGUUACGCAGGACUUUGCUGUCCGUCGCCGCGUGGUACGACCAAGGAGGCGGCAAAUUGCGAGAGCCAUUAUCAGGAGGCAUCGUGAAACGUCGGACCGCCAAACCGACAGCCACCUUGUUUUCCUCAUCAACAAUCAAGCGACCAGCCGAUCCCCGCCUGCCUCUUUCCUCACUUCAACAAACAACAUCUAUCGAAGACCGGCGAUAGAUUCUUAGCGACGAAAUGGCGGAUACUCGCGACAUGGCGGCGCCAUCGCCACAGCCCGACCUGGCGAGAAACCGGCUGCCGACGCUCUUCGAGGUGCUCAGCCGCCGCACACUUCCUCCUGUCGACCUGUUUUCGUUCUAUAUCUACAUGCGAGACCAGCAGCGGUCGGUAGACUACCUGGAUUUCUGGCUGGACGUAGCACAACACAUGUCUUUGUGUCGUCAUUAUGUGCGCGAACUUCGACGUUCUGUUCUCGUCGCUACGCCCGACAUGGAGAAGAACGGCUCCAAGCGGUCGUCCAUGAUCCUCGAGCAGAUGGGCGACCUGGAGCCCCGUGCCGCCGGUCCGUCAAUGUUCUCCACGGAAAAGGAGCGAAGCCAAGAUGCACAAAUGUCGGCGUUCCUGCGAGAGGAUCAGAGCCACGAUUCGCCCCAGAGCGGCUCCGGCCCCAUACGGCCGAGCCCAAAGUUCAGUUCUCCUCGCGACGUGACCGACUCAAACUCGCCCUCUCACACCGUGAAUCGGCAGGAUAUCAGAGCUUCGGCGGAGAAGAUUCUGUACACUUUCCUCCUUCCCGGAGCCGAGCGAGAGAUCACGCUCCCAGGGUCUAUCACGCAGGACGUGACCACCGCGAUCGAGGAGCAGGGUCGUGACGACCCAGAAGUAUUCGAUGUCGCCAAAGACUACGUCUUCCAGGCCAUCGAGCGUGACGCCUUCCCAGGUUUUCUGCGCAUGAAGGCAUUGGGCAACUUGAUUCCACCGACGCUAGUCAUGCGACUGAUCGUCGGAUUGGUUUCCAUGUUUGGUGCUUUCUGGGCCGCCUUUAUACUCAUUUUUCUCGACAAGUCCCGCUCUACGAAAUGCUGGCUCAUCCUCCCGUUCUCCGUUGGCGUCUAUUUCCUGGCAUCGUAUCAGUAUUCCCUGGACCCCAUCAUGGCGUUGGUUGGCCUCAGCGAGUAUACGCCGUUCAACUUCUCGCGAGUGCGCGAGCCUUACGUCCGCCAGCUCUUAGCCAAGCGUGCGGUCAUGGUUUUGGCCGUCACGGCUCUCAUUGAUGCCGCGCUUUGCGUUCUCUUCAUCCUCGUCCCGGGCAAGCGUCUCUGAGCGGUUGCCCCUUUCUCGAUUGCUGUGCUGGGUGUUGCACCGACCGACUUGCUUGCGAAGCCAUCUCUGGAAGAUGGUAGGGGCAGGUGGUGCACGCCACCGUUUACGACCGACAUGAGCGUUUUCAGAUUUCCCCUAUGCACCAAAUGCCAGGCGACGGGCGUCUGGCUGUUCCGUCUUUGAGCAUUUUCUUUGGUACUAAUUGGCUUGCAGCAUGAGGCUGUGUAAUUCGCAUUCGACGGAUAUCUGCGUGUCUGUCUCGGAGUCCAGGGUUGACCUUUCUCAACAAAUUCCCCAAAGUUCUCUUUGAUUGAUACGCGAGGGGCAAGCAUAGAAGAGUAGUGUAGUGACUAUUACACCACGUGAAUGGUCA